Messenger RNA from Rhipicephalus microplus (southern cattle tick), 5925 nucleotides. It is a transcript of the gene Tsf2, whose product is annotated as transferrin 2. Gene Ontology annotation, cellular component: early endosome; recycling endosome; plasma membrane. NCBI's taxonomy places the organism in Eukaryota, Metazoa, Arthropoda, Arachnida, Ixodida, Ixodidae. The record is from RefSeq and is a predicted model, not a curated record. Gene Ontology annotation, biological process: iron ion transport.
GCUGCCGCUCCUACCUGUUGACCGCAUCUGCGGAAUGCGCGUGAGUCAAGUCUGAGCAAAAGUUGGAUAUGUGGUCUUUGUCGAGGCAUUUAUUGCCUUGGCUUCUAUUAGUUAUCCUCUACGCACUUCCCUGUUACGGCCAACAUGACGUCACCUGGUGCACUGUGAAUGAUGCAGAACACCUUAAGUGCACAGAAUUUGCUGAGGCAGUGCGUGUAAGCCGCCUGUUCUCCCUAACGCUCAAAUGUAAGCGAGCUGCAUUCAAGGAUCAGUGCAUGAACUUUCUGGAUAAUGGUCAAGCCAACCUGGUGGAACUUGACCCUGGUGAAGUCUACACGGCGGGGCGUUUUCACAGUGUUAUUCCUAUUCUGGCUGAACGCUAUGGCAGAGAUAGGGACACUGGUUACUACUCAGUGGCUGUCAUUCAUGCUCGGUCUGAGUUUCGCUCACUGAAUGACCUGAGGAACAAGUCUGUCUGCUUUACGAGUGUGGGGGACAUGGCCGGCUGGGUGGUUCCCAUGGCGACACUGAUCCACGAGAACGUCUUAGAAGUAACCGACUGCAACAACCUUGUGAAAAGUGCAGCUUCAUUUUUUGGUCCCAGCUGCGCACCAAACUCCCUUAUUGACAAACACAACCCAACAGGUGACAACCCACAGAAAAUGUGCGAGUUAUGCAUGGGGCGUCCCGGUGAAAGGUGCUCGGGCAAUGACCCAUUUGCUGGCUAUCAAGGUGCACUGCAUUGCCUCAUGGAAAAGGGUGAUGUAGCCUUUGUAAAGCACACCACCUUGGAAGAAAUGUUUUUUGGCCAGCCCCCUCCAGAUCGAUUCAGACUUCUCUGUCCAAAUGGCGAGACAGCCCAGCCAGACCAGUACCACACCUGCAACUGGGGCAGGGUACCACCAAAUGUGAUAGUCACAACAUCAGACACACUGCCUCGAGUUCGGGUGCAAUACCAAGAGUUCCUUAAGCUGGCAGUGCAAACCUUUGGAAAGCCACCUGUGGGACAGCUACCUUGGUUUUACCAGAGCCAUUCGGACAGUAGUGGCUACAAUCUGAACCCAACGCCUGAUUGGAUUCGAGGUUUCAACCAGAGCUUGGCAGCUGGACCACCGACGCCCUCCUGGAGUGGCUCGCUUACAACUGACCGCCCAUUAAUUGUCAACAUGACAGAAUUGUCGAAGUUCUAUCUGUUUGCUAGCGGAAGUCGCUAUGGCAAUGCUACCAAUCUACUUCUGCAGGACUUGACAACAGAGCUGGUCCCACUCGAUGGCUAUGAGCAGACCUUCACUGGUUACCUCGGUAGGCAUGUGGAGCACUUCACAAAACUGCGCAGAUGCCCUGUCCCUCCUGCUGUGCUUUGUGUGGUUUCAGAAAAGGAGGUGGAAAAAUGCCACCGCAUGAGGACGGCCUUCAAGUCUCAGAUGCUGAAGCCAGACCUUAACUGUGUGCGCAGCCAUAGCCACCUGGGUUGCAUGCAUAUGAUAAGAGAUGGCCUUGCCGACCUUGUUGUUCUGGAGGCUGGUGACAUAUAUCGAGCCGGACAUUCUUUUGGCCUCAUCCCAAUCAUCACUGAGCAGUACAAUUUGGAUGAGCCAUACUAUUACGCGGUAGCUGUGACACUCCAAGGGGACAAAGAGACUGAUUUGUUGUACCUGAAAGGUAAAACUUCAUGCCACACUGGCAUCAACCAGGCUGCUGGAUGGGUGGUGCCUCUGAGUUUUCUGAUCAGUAAUGAGCGCAUGCGGUCCUACGGCUGUGAUUCAGCUCGCUCUGCUUCAGAGUUUUUCUCCAAAAGCUGCGUGCCCGGGGCACUUUCCCGGGAAUUCGUAGGCUCUGAGCGGAGCUACAAGAACCUAUGCGACCUAUGCCAUGGCACCAGUACCCACUUCUGUGCCCGUGAUGCUUCGGAGCCCUUCUACGGCCACACUGGUGCCUUCCGCUGUCUCGUUGAGGGCGGUGGCCAAAUUGCAUUUGUCAAGCACACAACUGUCUUUGAAAACACUGCUGGCCGCAACAGCAUGUGGUGGGCACGCAACAUCAUGCCUGGCGACUUUGAGCUGGUCUGUCGGGAUGGCUCGCGCCAGCCACAGGACAAGUAUGUCCAGUGUAACCUAGGAAAAGUGGCAUCCAAUGCCAUUGUGACGAGCAUGCACAAACCACAAAGCAUGAUCGACGCUUACAUCAACCUCUUUGUGUAUGCACAGCAGUUCUAUGGCUCUAAAUACAGUGAAGAUUUCACAUUCAAAAUGUUUGUGUCAGAGGCUGCACAUCCUGAUUUGAUCUUUCAAGAUUCAACUCAGCAGCUAAAACCAGUGCCUUUGCAUAGGCGCAACUACGUAGACUAUUUGGGUAGUGACUUUCUCCAAGCGGUACGUCUUGUAGACUGCUCUGGAGGCUCAAGUGGUGUGCGGUUGUCCAUAGCAAUCAUGUUGAUGUGCAUACUUUUUCUGAAAUUCUCGACGUAAUGGUUUUUUUACUCUUUCUUGCUGAUAGACUGUCUCGGGUCACUUAAAGGGGCCCUGCCACACUUUUUGAGCAUGGUCAGAAAAUGCUGCCGACCGGUAGUAGAGGCUCCCGACAACGCGCGAGCGAAACACGCGGCCUGGAAUUCACAAUAAAUUAUCAAAGUCAGCUAAAAAUUGCUUUCUCUUCUCUCGACAAAUCAUGUUAUAUGCCCAGAAAUCACACGUCAAUGACCCAUCUGUCAGCCAUUGGCUGAUUUUAACAUGCCGCGCUCGCUCGUUAUAGAGAUAGCCACGAGAGGUCACGCGCGAUCACACUGAAAAAGUUGCGCAUUCGAAGGGGGAAAAAAAAGAAAAAAGUGCUCAAGGUCGCGAGGCGUGCGUAACGUUUUUCUGUGGCCCUGCCAACGCUCCCUGCUUAGCUUCCAGCGCUUGCGUCAGGACGAGAGAAGAGAGAAUACAAUUGCAGCACGCGACAAACCUUUGUAACUCCACUCGCACUGGACGGAUUCUUAACAUUUUUGUGGCGUUGAAUUCGUGAGGCAAUAACCUCUUCCAGUGAAUUCAUUCCACAAUUACUUGAAAAAGUGUUUCAGGGCUUGUACUUGGCAUGCUAUUAAGCACAUGAUGUGAUGCAAGCCCUGUCAACUCAAAAGGCGGAUGAGUUUUGUACUACUAGAAAUGACCUACUUUAAAUUGGGUCAAUGUUCGACCUCUUCGAUAUUGUUGUGGUGGAGAGUGGGAUGUGCAUUCCGAUGUUUUGAGCUUUGUCUUUAAAGGGGCCUUGCAACACUUUUCGCUAAAUGAAUAAACCAGUCAAGAAGAACGACGACGAAGGGAGAGAAGUGGCACACACUUCUUUCUCUUGUCCAUUGUCUUCUUGACUGGUUUAUUCAUUCAGCGCAAUGUCCAAAUGACCCAGACUUCAACCUUACUGCAACACAUUUUGAACAUAGUCAGAAUAUGUUGCUGAUUGGUAGUUGAGACUCCUGCAAAUAUAUGAGCCAAACACGUAGCACACAGCAAUUUCCAAGCGGGCUAGAAGUCGCUCACCCAGUUCUUGACAAAUGGUAUUGUAAGUGAAAAUUACCACACCUUAAGCACAAAAAACAGGGCCGUUCGCUCAUUAGAAUAUUGUGAAAUGGGUAGUUACCACGGACGUCAUUUGAUGCUGCAACACCUCCAUGCUAUGCUUUAUAGUACUAGAAUCACACGCUGUAUAGAAUUGCAGCAGCAUGCUUCCAAUCAUGCUAAAAGUAAGCCACAUGGGGAAAAAAAAAGAAAAGAAGGAGUUCAAAGUCUGUCGAUUCAUGAGACAAUAAACUCCUUGAGGAAGCCAUUCACUUAUUACUUGAAAAAGUGUUGCAGGGCUCCUUGAAAGUAUUGCCCUUCUUGCCAUGAGCUAAUGAAACAUUUAUCCAUCAUCAAGAGCUGAAAGCUCCAAAUGUAAGAUAUUUUCUUGAUGUUCUGAAUCACAUUGUGCUACUUUUCAUCACUGUAAUACACUAACUGCUGAAGAGAGGAUGAUUUUUUUACCAGUUUGUGUGCAUGAAAAAAUAAGAGCAGAAAUAAGCACUUCUUUUUAAAGUGUUAAUGAAUUUAUGGAGUUCAAUCUCGUAAGGCGACUACACUUUACAGGACGCUUGUCAACAGAAUCACUUGAGUGUUUUAAUUCUUUUAUUUGCUUGCUUACUUUAUCAGCUUCUAUUAUUUCUUACAGCAACAUGAAGCAUUCAAAGGAAAUCUGUCUAAUCAGGAAUAUUCACAGCAGUAAAUAGCAUACAAUGACCAAUCAUUAAAAUAAAAUAAGGUGUUUCGGCCCCACACUUGUGGCCUUGUUCACAAUCUGUGAAUCGGGAACGAGGCCUUCGUAGUACACCUGAAACACCUUUGAUUUUAGUUUAAUGAUUAAUCAGUACAUAUUGCGAAUGCCUGUUUAAAAACCCGAGGUGCCUUUGCAGCUCUUGUACACAUAUCCUGGUGCCCUUCUUCCUUUCUCUCUUUGCUUUUUUCUUUUCUCUACAUUUCUCUCGGUUAUGUGACCAAAUUAGAGCCCCAUGAGUGCAUUCCUAAACAAUUGUGAUGACAUAAAAGAAUAAUGUGUCAUCCAUUUGUUUUGAGUAUAACAAAGCACUAUGGUGUGCCACUAUAGUGGCAUGUAUUUUAUGGGUCUGACAUUGAAGUGCAAAGAGCGAUAACACAAAACGUUUCACUUACCUGAAACUUCUAGAAGGAUGGUGUGCUGUACAAAGUCAGCGGCAUGCUUUGGUGAAGUUCACGCUAUUAUAGUGUGGCCCAGGUACGUAGAUAUUAAAUAUUCAUUAUGAAAUAUGAACGAAAAUUUGUGCUGCCUGUCUGUGGCAUAGCCAGGGCGGUUGUUUCAGGGGUUAAUCCCCUCCUAACCCCUCUCCCAGGAAAAAAAAUGAAUUUUUAUGUAUAUAUCUAUGCACAUGCACACAAACAUUCAUAAAGGGAGUAAGACUAUGCCCCCCCCCCCCUUUUUUUUCCAAAAAAAAAUUUCUGGCUAUGCCCUGCUACGUGUACCUUUGAUUAUAACAUGGUGAUCUACAUUUUUAGCUAUAAAUCCAGUUGUGCUGAGUUCAUGCAAUUCAUUGUUAACUAGACUGCUCACAUUUGCUUUUUGAAAACUACUGCUGUGAUUGUAUAGCUAUAAAUGGAGACACACAGGCUGACUGAGAGAGAAAAUUUGUCACAGCGGGCUUUGUUUGUGCACACUUUGGAGUGCUGCAGUCGAAAUACUAAGGUAAGUAGUGCAGUUAUUCUUAGAGACAAAGGAAGUUGUGAUGAAGCUGCUUACUCAAUUUUUAACGUUUGAGGCAUGCAGCACACCUAAAAUUGCAGUGCAAAUAAGUUCUGCGUAUUAGCAUUACUUGUGUCCAUGUACUUCGAGUUGUCGAUGAAUUCCCCCUCGCGCUGCCAUUUGGUGGCUUCCUGAUUAGCUGAAUUGAUAGAACGGCCACCCCAGAAAAGCGUUGGUCCCGGGUUUGACCCCUAGAGCAGGAUGAAUUUUCUGGCAACCAAGUUUUUCUUUCUAUGAAAUCCGUACAAAUUUUCUUGUGGCUUCGUGCCACAAACGGGUUGUUGUCUAUGUUUCCUUUCUAAAAUUGCAUUGUGUACUCAUAAAACAUUCACGGAGUACUUGUAAAGUUUCCAAUAUGGUGAAGUUUGUUCCAAAUAAUACUACUUUGUUAUUCCAUGGUUUAAAUGAGUACAGUUCUUCACACAUUUAAGCUAUUUCUAGUUGGCAAAUUGUUUCUUAAUGCAUGCAUUACCAACAUUGAGCAGCUGUGGAAGUUUGUAUUGAAAUGUAGAAUGGUUUUGCAGUUCUGCUGGUGUUUUUAGCUUCUGAUGACCAAUAAUCACUGUCUCUCAAUUUUCUUUGGAGCAUUGUUGGCAUUGCAAACUAUUUAUAAAAGUGGACUAAAAACUAUUUUGAAAA